AUGACGGAGCAGUUUGUCGACAAGAACGAGACAGGAUCAGCAAGCACGCAGAACCUGCUGGCGCAUCUUUCAAAUGACGUGGAGCUUUAUCACAAACGCGUGCAACAGAAAAGACAGUUGAAAGAGCAACUGGAUAAUGGCGAAAAGAAGCAGAAGGUGACCGCGUCGGAGCCAGAGAAUGCCGUCAACGAAGAACAUGUGUCGCAGCCGGAUACAGGCAAUCUUCGCAAGGAGCAAGAAGGCCACGAGGCAUCGAAGAUCGAUUUGAUCGCCUCAGCCUUCAUUUCGCCGGAUGUCCCCAUGGUAAACGACUCGCAGACGCGAUCACGUGCCUGGACGAAGGCCGAGGACGAUGCUAUCGUUUACUACAAGGAGGAGAUGAAGUAUUCGUGGAAAGAGAUUGAAAAGAUGCUGAACGGUAGACACUCGUGGCAGGCGAUCCAGAUGCGGUACCUGCGCAACCACAAGUCGCGUAAUGACUCCUGGUCGCGGUUCAUGGAGCUGCGGCUUGUGAAUGCGAUACGGAAGGACUGGGAAAAUAGAUGGAAGCGGAUCAGCAAGGACCUUGGGAACGACCUGACGGUGGAACGCUGCAUAAUGAAAAAUAUAGAGCUGUGCAAGAAGAUGGACGACCCGAUCUUUGGCAAGAUGUUCUCGAACAAAGAGAUCACGCAAGGGUACGGCAACCCCAACAACGACAUCAAAGACGAGGAGAGCCACCGGAAGCUGAUGCUGGUAUACAUGGGGCUUGAUUCAAUUAGCUACGAGUCGGAUGAGGGAGAACAGCAGGAGGGGGGGACUGAUGAGGGUGCAGAAUGA
Messenger RNA from Ogataea angusta, 819 nucleotides. RefSeq lists its product as uncharacterized. The record is from RefSeq and is a predicted model, not a curated record. NCBI's taxonomy places the organism in Eukaryota, Fungi, Ascomycota, Pichiomycetes, Pichiales, Pichiaceae. The transcript has a single exon. Bases 1 to 819 code for a protein of 272 amino acids.